AGAAGUGGUAAAAAAAAAUGUUCAGCUUAGCUUAGCAAUAUAAAAGUCUCAUCUUUUGUCUCAAAAGAAGCGGUAAAAAAAUAGUGUUCAGCUUAAUGAUAUAAAGUCUCAAAUAUUAACUCGAAUAGAAGUGUUCAGUCAAACAAUUAAUGGUUAAUUGGAUUUUGUUUUGACAAAAACAUUGUUUUUUUUUUAUGCUUCCGAAAAAGAAAAAAAAUUUGGAUAUUUUAUUUUUCUUGGGUCAACAGUCAACACAGAAUUGUCUCGACCACACAAAAGCUAUCACCCAAUCCUGGGUUAAGCUAAGACAGGGAAUAUAAACAAAGGUGUGAAUAAUUUGCUUGGUAGUAGUUUGAGUGAAGGCUGAAAGUAAGAAGAGGUGGCUGAAGAAUUUUGAAUUUGAAGUUUACUUGGAGUUGGAGAGAGUCAACACAGAAUUGUCUCGACCACACAAAAGCUAUCACCCAAUCCUGGGUUAAGCUAAGACAGGGAAUAUAAACAAAGGUGUGAAUAAUUUGCUUGGUAGUAGUUUGAGUGAAGGCUUAUAGUAAGAAGAGAUGGCUGAAGAAUUUUGAAUUUGAAGUUUACUUGGAGUUGGAGAGAGCUUGCAAAAGGGGUGGCCAUGGACAUUGUAAUUUCAGUUGCUACUAAAAUUGCUGAAUUUACGAUUGCACCUAUUGGACGUCAAUUUGGUUACAUACCGUACUACAAGGGCAACCUUGAAAGGAUGAAAAGUGAUUUCCAAGAGCUGGUGGGAAUGAAAGACAUUGUGCAACACAAAGUUGAUGAGGCUAGAAGGAACGGAGAAGAGAUUGAAAUAAUUGUCCGGAAUUGGCUGAACGAAGUGGACAAAACUGUUGUUGAGGCAAACAAACUCAUUGAAACUGAAGGUCAUGCCAAAGCCCAUUGUUCUAUGGGGCACUUUCCCAAUCUGCUUACAAGGCAUCAACUCAGCAGGAAGACCAAAAAGAUGUCACAGGAGAUUUCUGAAGUCCUAGCAAAAGGAAAAUUUGAAAGAAUUUCUUACCGUGUUCCUGCUCAAGUAACAGUCACGCCAUUUGGUAGAGGUUAUGAGGCCUUGGAAUCUAGAACAUCAAUGUUGAACGAGAUUGUGAUGGAAUUGAAGAAUCCUAACAACUCCAUUAUUGGGGUGUAUGGGAUGGGUGGUGUGGGGAAGACAAAACUUGUGGAACAGUUAGCAUGGCAAGCAGAGUAUAAUGAUAGGUUUUUCAGUGUUGUAGCUGUUGCUACUAUAACUCGUUCUCCAGAUUUGGAAAAAAUUCAAGACCAAAUUGCUCAUCCUUUGGGUAUGAAAUUUGAUAAGGAGGCAAAAGAAGGAAGAGCAAUGCAGUUACGUAAAAGGAUAAGCAAUGAGAAGAGUAUUCUCAUUAUUCUUGAUGACGUUUGGGGGAAAUUUGAUUUGACAGAAGUGGGGAUUCCUUUUGGUGAAGAUCACAAAGGAUGCAAGUUGGUGGUGACAUCAAGAUUUCUUAACGUGUUGAACUCUAACAUGGACAUUCAGAAAGAAUUCAGAGUUGAAGGUUUACUUGAGGAGGAUAGUUGGAAAUUAUUUGAGAAAAUGGCAGGUGAUGUUGUUCAAGAUUUCAAUAUAAAACCAAUUGCUGAAAAAGUGGCCAGACGUUGUGCUGGUUUUCCCCUUUUGAUUGUUACAGUUGCAACGGCUUUGAGGAAAAAAAAUAUCUAUGACUGGCAAACCAAAUUAAAUGAGUUAGAGAAACUUGAUCAAGAAGAGCUGCAUGAGAAAAUCCAUUCUACUUUGAAAUUGAGUUACAAUUGGUUAGAAAGUGAAGAGCUAAAGUCACUGUUCUCAUUCAUUGGUUCAUUUGGAGAAGAUCACCUGCACACUGAAGAUCUGUUUUCAUGGUAUUGGGGGUUAGGCUUAGAUAGACACUCUCGUUCAUUGACAGAUGCAAGAACCAGAUUCUACAAAUUAAUAAAUGACCUCAAGGCCUCUUCACUGUUACUUGAUUCCAAAACUGAAAUAGUUAAACUGCAUGAUGUUGUUAGAGAAGUGGCUAAAUCAAUUGCAUCUAAGACUCAACCAACCUAUGUUGUGCAAAGUUUCACUUCGGUAAAACAGUUUCCAAAGAUGGAUGAGCUUCAAAAAUACCAUCAGAUCAUCGUGCCACGGAAUUAUAUUUACAAGCUUCCUGAGAAGUUGGAUUGCCCAGAGUUGAAACUACUUAUACUUGAUAAUAUAGGUGAUUAUUUGAACGUCCCUGAUGACUUCUUCUCUGGGAUGGGAGAGCUAAAGGUCAUUGUUUUAUGUGGAAUGAUGUUAACCCCUUCUCCACCACCAUCUCUUUGUUUCUUGACAAAAAUCCAAUCAUUGGAUAUGUCUGAAUGUGUGUUGAAAGACAUAUCAAUAGUUGCAGAACUAAAAAGUUUAGAGAUUCUCAUCCUUGAAAGAUCAGAUAUUAAAGAGCUCCCAAAAGAAAUAGGACAACUAACUAAUCUUCGAAUGCUGAAUUUAACCAACUGUUGUGGACUGAGAUUCAUUCCUGCAAAUCUUAUUUCAAGUUUAACCUGCUUAGAAGAGUUGUACAUGGGGAAUUGCUUUAUCAAUUGGGAUGUCAAGGGAAGCAAAGAUCAAAGGAACAAUGCAAGUUUAGAUGAACUGGGGAAUUUGUCUCAUCUAACUGCUUUAGACAUAAUGAUUCAAGAUGCUUCAGUUUGGCCCCGGAAAUUGCAGGUUUUUGAAAAGCUUUUAAGAUACAACAUAUUUGUAGGUGAUAAGUGGAAAUGGCUGUCAUCGGGUUGUUCUGGAAAUGCUUAUAAAUCUUCAAGAAUACUUAAGCUAGAGGACAGUAGGAGUUCAAACAUUCUUUUCGAUAGCGGGUUUAACUUGUUGCUGAAUUCGGCUGAGGACAUGUGCCUUGCCAAAAUACAAUGUGUUAGCAAUGUCUUUUAUGAACUAAACAGGGAAGGUUUUCCACAAUUAAAGCAUUUGUGCAUUCAAGACAGUUCUGAUCUGAAGUACAUCAUUGACUCAAUGGGACGGAGCGAUUCUUAUCCUGUUUUACCGAACUUAGAGACUUUGGUUCUUGAAAAUCUGUUUAAUCUGGAAGAAAUAUGCCAUGGCAUACUUCCAAUUGAAUGUUUUUCCAAACUAAAAUCUUUUGAAGUCAAAGGUUGUGACAAGUUGAAGAAUCUGUUAUCGUACUCCCACGAUAGAAACCUUCCUGAACUCCACAAAAUAAAAAUUUCUGAUUGCAAAAUGAUUACAGAAAUCAUAUCUGUGCAAGCAUCUGAGGCUGAUAAAGACAUUGACAAGAUUAUGUUCCCCAAAUUGGAUUCUCUUGAACUUGAGCAUUUGCCUAAUCUCAUUAGUUUCUGUUCUAUUUCCAUUGAUAAACAGUGCAUGCCUGUGGCACUAAUUAAUCAAAAGGUUAUGAUGCCCCGCCUUCGACUAUUAAAGCUGUCUAAGAUCAAUUCUGGGAAACUGUGGGAUGACAAUGUUCCGGGAUGUUCUUUCAUUCAAAACUUGAGGAGUUUGACAAUUGAUAAAUGUGAUAAGAUAGCAUACACAUUCUCAUCCUCGGUGGCUAGAGAACUUGUAAACCUGAAGCAUCUUGCAAUUAGUAAUUGCCAAAUGUUGGAGGAGAUAUUUCAGAAACCAUUUUCUAAUGACGAGGUUGUAUUUCCAAACUUGGAGACAUUGGAAAUCUCCCACAUGGAACAGUUGAAGUCAUUAUGGCACAAUCAACUAGCUUCAAAUUCCUUCUGCAAACUGAAGCAGUUGAAAAUUCAAUUCUGCAAUAAAUUAUCAAAUGUAUUUCCAUCUUAUGUGCUUGAUAAAUUACAGAAUCUGGAGAUAGUGACUGUAACUUGUUGUCAUGCUCUGGAAGUUGUAUUUGAAAUGCAAGGUCUUAAAGAAGAUGGUGGUAGACAAACAAGGCUGGAAAUGAAAUUGGGAACUCUCAUGUUGAACCAUUUACCGAUGCUGAAAGACAUAUGGAGUGGGAGUACUAAUAAAAUUUUGAAGUUUCAAAACCUCUGCCAAUUGAAAGUUACUAGAUGUGAAAACCUUAAUCAUGUAUUUCCCCUCUCUAUGGCUAAAGAGAUUCAUCAUCUCCAAGAGCUUUAUAUAGAUAAAUGUGGUGUAGAGAUUAUUGUAGCACAAGAUGAAACGGCUGACACAAAUCCGUUAUUUAUUUUCCCAGAAUUAACAUCUUUGAUUUUUGUUAAUUUAACAAAACUUCGAAGCUUCUGCUGUGGAUUACAUGACUUGGAUUGUCCUGUUUUAAGACUUGUGGAUGUGUUUCAUUGUGACAAGCUCAUAGUGUUCAAGCCAAAGUCUGUAAAUAACCAAGACAUUGUCCCAGCUGAUACACUACCCCUUCUCUCUAUUGAAAAGGUUGUCCGCAACACAAGUAAGCUUAUUCUGAACAGCAAGGAUGUCACCCUGUUAUGCAAUGGUGAACUUAAUGAUGAGCAUAUCUACAAAGUACCAGAUCUUUGCCUGCGAUGUUUCCAUGAUGAGUCUGACAAAUUUCCAUCCAGUUUUCUCCAAAGGUUUAACAAUCUCGAAAACCUUAAGGUGAAAAGUAGUUCCUUCACGUAUAUUUUCUCGAGUGGAAGCGAAUGCGCCGGACAUUCUGAAACAACUAUCAAGUUGAGAAGUUUAGAACUUGCUAUGUUAGACAACCUCGAGUUUAUAUGUAAAGAGAAAUCUGAGCUGCAUCCAGUUAUCCAAAAUAUUGAAACUUUGCUUGUAAAUAGCUGUUCUAGACUCAAGAAUAUAGUUCCAUCCUCAGUGUUGUUUGAGAAUUUAGAACGGUUGCAGGUGUACGGUUGUGCUGGAUUGGAAAUUAUUACGAAAUCAUCAACAGCUUCUAGUUUACAAAAACUAAGACAAUUGUGCAUAAUUGGUUGUGAAAAUAUAGAAGAAAUAAUUGCAAGUGAUGAUGAGAAUGAUGCUUCUUCUGAGAUAGCUUUUAAGAAAUUGGAGCAUCUGCAUUUGAGUGACUUACCAAGGCUAAGAAGUUUUUGCAUGGGAAGACAUGGCUUCAGAUUUCCACUACUGGGUGAGUUAUUUGUAAUAGAUUGUCCCUUGAUGAAAACUUUCUCACAUGGACUGUUGAACGCACCAAAGCUCAGAAAAGUACAUGUAAAUUACGAAGACAAAGAUGCAUGGCAUUGGAAUGGUGACAUUAAUUCUACUCUAAGAAAAAUUGUAGCAAAAAAAGAUGACCAGAACUCAGGAAGAUUGUGUUUGUACUCAAAAUUUGAAUGAAGGCUCAAGAAGAUAAUUCAUUGCGACCACUGGGUGUACCCACGUGUUUUGGGUGCGAGGCAAAUCGGCUAAUCCAUGAUGGCACAAAGCGUUUACAACCAUCACGACGUAUCGGUUUAAUGAAUUUUAUGUUAAUGACUUCUGUAUCUUGUUUUUAUGUUGUUUGCAAAACUAAUCUCUACUGAACUUUCCUGUUAAGUUAAUUUUGGUGCUGAAUGAUUGAUUUAGUAUGUAUGUGUAUGUGUAAUUGUGUAUAUGUAUGUGUAUGAGAUCAAUUAAUAAUUAUUGAGAUUGAACUCGUGGAAUUUAAUGGUAUGCUACUGCAGAAGUUUGCUGCA
Trifolium pratense (red clover) is the source of this 5595-nucleotide messenger RNA. RefSeq names its product probable disease resistance protein At1g12290. Lineage: Eukaryota; Viridiplantae; Streptophyta; Magnoliopsida; Fabales; Fabaceae. Gene Ontology annotation, molecular function: ADP binding. Bases 623 to 5257 code for a protein of 1544 amino acids. The transcript is spliced from 8 exons. The record is from RefSeq and is a predicted model, not a curated record.